GCGGCAGGGGAGGUUUAUGGAUCCGUGUAAAGGUUACCCUGGUCCCGGGCAGGCUUAUGGUGCCGAGGUUCUAACCUGGUCCCCCAAACCCAACACUGAAUUUUUAACCCGUCAGAGCCAGCGAUGCUAACGGGGCAGGGGCAGGGGCAGGGGCAGGGGCAGGUACGGGUACGCGGGCUGGCUCUGCAACAGGGGCUGCAGCAGGCGAUACCCCACGCUGGGGGUCAGCCAAUUGCACCCAGCCGCCCCGCAGAAGGCGUUGGCUCACAGGGCAAGGAUCACAAGCAGGCACAGAGAUGACUGUAGGUGAUCUCCGAUGUGUCAGAGGAAAGCCAAAACCCCCCACCCUCGGCGUUCCUGAUUGCACCUGUGCCGCCACAAGCUGGGUGCCUCCAUCGUUUUGAGGAUCUGGGUCCAAAUGCCUCCCAAACCCUGUAUGGUCCCUGCGCUCUACUCACCAUGCCCGUGGAGGAGUUUGUGGCUGGCUGGAUUUCAGGAGCUGUGGGGCUGGCCUUGGGGCAUCCAGUGGACACAGUGAAGGUGCGGCUGCAGACGCAGUCUGGCUAUCGGGGGAUCCUGGAUUGCAUGAUCAAAACGUACCGCAAUGAAACGGUCCUAGGCUUCUUUAAGGGGAUGAGUUUCCCACUGCUGAGCGUGGCCCUGGUCAACUCAGUGAUGUUUGGGGCCUACAGCAAUGCCCUGCUCUACCUGAGUGCCACCCACCACCAUGAACGUCAUGCCAACCCCCCCAGCUACGCCCACGUCUUCACUGCUGGCAGCUUCUCCGGCCUGAUGCAGGCCGUGGUCCUGGCUCCUGUUGACCUGAUCAAAGUUCGGCUUCAGAACCAGACUCACUCCUAUGGGCGGAGGAGUCCAGUGGGGGGCCCUGGAGCCCAGUACCGGGGCCCUGUGCACUGUGGUGCCUGCAUAUUCCGUGAGGAGGGGAUGCUGGGCCUGUUCCGGGGCACCUGGGCCCUGGUGCUGCGAGAUACACCCACUAUGGCCGUCUACUUCCUCACAUACAUCAGUCUGUGCCAGGCUGUGACAGCGCCGGGGAGAGAACCGGGCCCGAUGACAGUCCUCAUAGCUGGGGGUUGGGCUGGCACAGUCUCCUGGGCCUUAGCCACGCCCAUGGAUGUGAUCAAGGCCCGGCUCCAGAUGGACGGGGUGAAGGGAGUGUCCUACCGCGGUGUCUUGGAUUGCAUCCGCAUCAGCGUUCGGCAUGAGGGACCCCAGGUUUUCCUAAAGGGCCUUGCCCUGAACAGUAUCCGUGCCUUCCCUGUCAACGCGGUGACCUUCUUGAGCUACGAGAACAUCCUGAAACUCAUCUGCUGAGCCCCACCCUGCUCCCAGCAGCAUCAUUCCCCCCCUAUCACCGCACUGGGAGCCAGCACUGACUGCCAGGGGAGAGCGCCCCCUACUGAGCCCUGCAGCAGAGUGCCCCCAGCGUUAUGCUGGGGCACAGAGGUCAGCACCGCCUGCAAGAGCAAGGCAGGAUCACCCCUCCUACCGUCUAUCCCCCAAGGUUAAGCUGUGUCCUAGAUUCAAAUGUCCUGAGUGAUGUUAGUUCUCCCCACUUUCCAUGCAUCUUAGCACCUCGGGGAGAGGAACUGCCUGACAGUGGUGGGGAGGGGUAGUGACUUGGGAGCUGGGAAUGAAAUAGAGGGAAUGAGAACUGAGGAGCUGGUCUGGGGAGUGGGGGAAGGGGUGGGGGGAGAAGAGUCAUGCUGCUAAAAAACACAGAGCCAUGAGUGAGGCCUCCUGGGUUCUAUGCCAGAUCUAGGACUAGAGAGGGAGUCAGGACUGCUGGGUUCUUCUCCCAGCUCUGGAAGGGGAGUGGGGCAUGUGGGGGAAAGGAGGGGCCAUAGGCAGAACAGUGUGGGGGAAGGAGUUCUAGGAGUAGGAGAAUUUCUCCUUAUCCAGCUAUAGCAUUUCCCUAGCAACCAAAAAUCUACUUAAUUCUCAUCAGUCAGCAAACUCUCUGCUUUUGGCCCAGUCUGACGGGCACAGAGACCCUGCCACCGCCACCCUGGAGCAGGCUGCAAGGUGCAGGGACCAGGGGAGGCAAGCUAAACCUAUUAGACAAUAUCCCCAGAGUCAGGAAUUGAAGCUAGGAGUCCUGUCACCCCUGCUCUAACCCACCACACCCCACUCCCCUCCCAGAGCUGGCAGAAAACCCAGGAGGCCUGACUCCCUGCUCUGUGAUUUUUAGCUGUAACCCACUAGACAAGCCCCUCCAAACCCACUAGACCCCACUCUCUACCAAGCGCGCAGAAGAUCCCUAAUACAAGCUCUUUGUAACAACACCUGGAGGGCUGGGUCUUUGCCAUAGAUGUGAUGGAAUAGUAGAGGCUUCCCAGCUCAUUUACUGCUAUGGGGGGCGGGCGAGGGAGAAUCUGAGAGGCAGGACCCUGUUCUUGCCAGCUCCCUGUGGCCCCUCUGGCUGCUCCCAUCCUCCUGGGGGACAUCUCAGGAAAUGCAAGCCAGCAACGUGGCGACGGAUUCCUUCACUGCUGCUGUGAAGGUGCUGGCCCUCUUGGGGGACUCGGUCUCCUCUGUUCCUCCCUGAAUGGCACCGCUCCCUGCCCUGCACUGGAGGGAAAGCCAGGCCAGGAUUGGACACCCCGUUCCCAAUUCUGUUGGAGUUUCAUGGCUGGAGCUUAAGGUGCAAAGCAGGAAAGGGACAUGCCCCGAAGUUCACAGAGCGAGUCUGGAAUAGAGCCCAGGAAUUCUGGCUCCUGCUUCCCUGUCUCUAUCCAUAAGAGCUCACUCUGCUCCUAGAACCAGGGAUGGCACUCAGGAAUCCUGACUCCCAGCCCCCCUGCUUUAACCCACUAAACCCUGCCACUGUGCUCAGCACCAGGAAUAC
Molecule: messenger RNA, 2869 nt
Organism: Dermochelys coriacea (leatherback sea turtle)
Lineage: Eukaryota; Metazoa; Chordata; Testudines; Dermochelyidae
Gene: SLC25A45
Product: solute carrier family 25 member 45
Exons: 8
Coding region: 460-1335 (291 amino acids)
Biological process (GO): transmembrane transport
Cellular component (GO): mitochondrion
Molecular function (GO): transmembrane transporter activity
Source: RefSeq, a predicted model, not a curated record